GCCGGGGCAGUUGAUGGUUUUGGCGAAGUAUCUUAAGGUAGCUGGGCCUGCCCCCUCUUCCCCACCUACCUCUUGUCAUCCCUCCCACACCACUACCACCCUGGCUCCCCUCCCUCAUGACCGCCUGGAUCCUCCUUCCCGUCAGCUUAUCAGCAUUCUCCAUCACUGGCCUAUGGACUGGGUAUGCCAUGGCCGUGAUGAACCGCCACGUGUGCCCUGUGGAGAACUGGUCCUACAACGAGUCCUGCUCUCCUGACCCUACUGAGCAGGGGGGUCCCAAAAGCUGCUGCACCCUGGACGAUGUCCCCCUCAUCAGCAAGUGCGGCACAUAUCCCCCAGAGAGUUGCCUCUUCAGCCUCAUUGGCAACGUGGGUGCUUUCAUGGUGGCCCUGCUCUGCCUCCUGCUCUACGGGCAGCUCCUGGAGCAGAGUCGGCAUUCCUGGAUUAACACCACAACACUCAUCACAGGCUGCACCAACGCUGCAGGCCUCGUGGUGGUUGGAAACUUUCAGGUGGAUCAUGCUAAGUCUCUACAUUACAUCGGAGCUGGUGUGGCCUUCCCCGCCGGGUUGCUGUUUGUCUGCCUGCACUGUGUCCUCUCCUACCAUGGAGCCACCGCCCCCCAGGACCUGGCUAUGGCCUACCUGCGGAUUGUGCUGGCCGCCAUCGCCUUUGUCGUCCUGGUCCUCAGCGGCGUCUUCUUCAUCCACGAGAGCUCUCAGCUGCAGCACGGAGCAGCCCUGUGCGAGUGGGUGUUUGUCAUCGACAUCCUCAUUUUCUACGGCACCUUCUGCUAUGAGUUUGGGGCAGUCUCCUCAGAGACACUGGUGGCUGCGCUGCAGCCUGCUGGCCGGGCCUGCAAGUCCUCCGGGAGCAGUAGCACCUCCACUCACCUCAACUGUGCCCCUGAGAGCAUCGCCAUGAUCUGAGGGCUGGGGAGGGUGGCUGGCCCAGCCUCCACUACUCCCCACCCCAUGUCUUCUCUGCAUUCAUUUUAUACCAAAAACAAUUUUGAGAAAGUAUUCUGUUGGGAUAUAGGCUUCCUCACUCCUGGAGGAGUGGCCAUCCCACAUCCACCUGUGCCAUACAGGAGCGGGCCCUGGCAGCUGCCUGAGCUGCGCAUGACCCGCUCCCCACUCUAGUAUUGUCUUUGUGUUUAAAGGUCACACAUCCUCAGUCACCCAGCCACCCCUUCAGGUGCCUUUAUACCCAGUGCCGAGGCCAGACCACUGGGGUUUCCUGCUGCAGGAACUGGGGGCUGGGAACAGCAAGAGGGAUAGUGAUGGGGGGUGGGAGGGCAGGGGAGGGUGAGCACACCUUAGUCUGUGGGAAGGCCCACUUUGGGGCCCACUGGACUGCACUGGGAUUCUUCACUCUGCCCCUUAUAUGCUUUAGGGCAAGUAUACAGGAGAACCAUGUGGGUAUUUUAGUACUUUUUUUUAUAUAUCUAUUAAAAAAAUUCUAAUUUGCA
This is a messenger RNA of Myotis brandtii (Brandt's bat), 1471 nucleotides long. RefSeq names its product transmembrane protein 150A (gene TMEM150A). The coding region runs from base 117 to 929 and encodes 270 amino acids. Lineage: Eukaryota; Metazoa; Chordata; Mammalia; Chiroptera; Vespertilionidae. Gene Ontology annotation, biological process: protein localization to plasma membrane. The record is from RefSeq and is a predicted model, not a curated record. The transcript has 7 exons.